Molecule: messenger RNA, 1239 nt
Organism: Helianthus annuus (common sunflower)
Lineage: Eukaryota; Viridiplantae; Streptophyta; Magnoliopsida; Asterales; Asteraceae
Product: protein FAR1-RELATED SEQUENCE 5-like
Exons: 4
Coding region: 1-1239 (412 amino acids)
Biological process (GO): regulation of DNA-templated transcription
Source: RefSeq, a predicted model, not a curated record
AUGAGGAAACACUAUGGUGGUUUCGAGAACGUUGGUGCCACGGUUGAUGAUUGUAAAAAUUUUAGGAAUCGAAUUAACAUCUAUAUAGGAGAAUAUGACGCUGACAUGGUGAUUAAUAGGAUGACCGAUAAAAAACAGUAUUUAGCUGAUUAUUCGUUUGAAUAUUCUGUUGAUGAUGACAAACGGUUAACUGGUUUGUUUUGGGCUGAUGGGUUAUGCAAGUUGAACUUUAUGGAGUUUGGGGAUGUGAUAUCAUUCGAUGCAACUUUCAAAACAAACAGGUACAAGAUGGUGUUUGUUCCGUUCACUGGCAUUGACAACCACUGUCGAAAUGUAACCCUUGGAGCUGGGUUGUUGUCAUCGGAGAGCAUUGAAUCCUAUAAAUGGCUUCUGAAUUCAUUCGUAAAGUCAUUUGGUCGGCAGCCAAAGGUUGUAGUGACGGACCAAGACCCUGCUAUGAAACAGGCUAUUGAGGAGGUUGGAUACGAGUUGUGCAAUAACGAUGAGUUUAAAAGGAGGAUGUGCGACAUUGUAUCGACUGAUUCCAUUCAGCCUGAAGAGUUCGAGAGACAGUGGAAGUUGGUGAUGAUUGAGUUCGGACUCACUGAAAACAAAUGGAAUGAUGAUAUGUUUUCGAUGAGAAACAUGUGGAUUCCGGCUUUUUACCGGCAUGAGCCCAUGUCUGGUCUCAUGCGAACAACUUCGAGAUCAGAGAGCGAGAAUCAUUUUUUUUUCCAGGUGUCAAAUUCACAACUCACUCUUGUAGAGUUUAUGAACCAUUUUGACGGUGCAAUGGAUGUCCAAAGGUUCAAUCAUAGAAAGAAUGAUCGUAUUUCAAGAUAUACUGAGCCUGCUGAUUGGACCGAAACUACUUUGGAAAAAGAUGCUGCUAAGAUAUACACCAGGUCUAUAUUCUUUGAUCAGCAAAUAGAGAUUCAUGGAACAAUUUUCGAAUGUCUGCCGAUGGACACCAAAAUCGAGGGUCAACAGAUCAGGAUAUUGUUGAAAGACUUUAAAGCCCAUGGAGAUGGUUUUUUGGAGAUACUGAAAGGCAAAAAACAAGGCAAACAGCAAAAGAAGAAGAUGAAGGGCGUCCAGAUUGGAAAAGAUCCCAGAGACAACGAGGCCGAAGACGAUGAAGAGGGAGAUGAGUUUGAAGAUUACAGUGGUAGUAGUGAUGAUGGAUCUGAAGAUGAAGAUCAGUGGGAGGAGGUUUCAGAAGAUGAUGAGGAAGAUUAA